AUGUCAAACCAGCAAGAAGAAGGUGAAGACUCGGUCGAGAUCGACCAGGAGAGCGCGAACUUUCGCGGUCUGGAGCUCACCGUCGUGCCCGCUCGAAUCUUCUCGCUGGAGAAUGUUCGACGCCUGGAUUUGUCUGUCAACGGACUUACGCGGUUCCCUGGGGCGCGUGUGAGCAGCCAGAUGCCGAGCCUGGAGGUGCUGAAUCUGAACGCCAACUUGUUGCAUGUGAUGGAGGACGUCCUGGCCUUGGCGUCGGCCCCUCGCCUCUGUGAGCUCGAUUUGAGUGACAACCCUCUCAGGUUGAGCCACAACCGACUGUACUUGCUGGAAGCUCUGCUCUACCACGAAGCCAGUGUCGAGGAGGAGAUUCUACGCGAGCUGCAUCGGGAUGAAGCCCUCAAAAACUUUGUUAGCGACUCGCAGUAUCCGAGGAAACUGCUCUACCGCUCGCGUCUCCCACGUCGAUGCGCAUUUCCGAUGCUGCAACUGCUGAAUGGCGAGUGGAUUUCAGACCUGGAGUCUCGUCAAGUGGAACUUGAACACGGUAAGCCUCUGGAAUACUUUCGGUCAUUCGACGGGAGUCGAAUGACCGUCAAGCAAAUGCUCCGGAACGAAGCACGAAGUACCGCAAUUCCAUCGCCACAAGUGCUAAAGCACUAUCAGAUCGACACGGAGAGUUGUGAGGAGGUUUCUCGCCCUAGCGGUAGCAGCGAGACGGAGCCGUGGAACUACCCGAUCAGCACCUUCGACGACUUGCACAGCGACGAGCGGCAAUACGUCCGGUACAGGAGCAAGCACGUUGGAGGCACUUUUGAGCGGGACGACCACUUCUUCGAGUCCACGACGUUCCUCGACUGCGUGGCGCAGUGCGAACGCUCUCGGCGACUAACGAUUCGAGCGGUGGAUCUACUAACGCAGCCUCACUCGACGUCGGAGUACUCGAGCGAUCUGUUCCCGUCGCGAUCAACGCCUCAGCUGCCGUUGUCGGAGUCUGCCGCCACGUUGACAGACAACCUCACCUCGAACUUCACCAAACAACACGCACAGGAGAGCUUUCAGCACAUCUCAUUGAGGCAGAAGACGAACCAGCUACUGAGCGGCCAGGCUGCGAUCGAGACUCGUUGGCGCGAUAACGCGCACGGUAUCGAAGCGAGCUUGGAGGAGUCACUGAGCAAGGUGAAGCUGCGGAAUGCCGUGGAUCUCGCCAAUACUCUCGGCGGUGGCAAGGAGCAGAAGCGUCACAUCCAGACGCUGAUCGACGCAGACGCGAGGGUGAUUGAGGAGGAGCGCGUGAUGGAAGAGCACAAGGCGCAUCGACAGCGACUGAGACGGAUCAACGCCCGCCAAGUGGUAAAACCUCCCGCAAGACGUGACGUCGAGCUCGCCAAGAAAUUGGCGAGUCUGCAUGAGGAAUCUCCAUGGCAGGAACGCAACUGGAAGGCGAGGGUGAAGCUACACGAACGAAUGCAGGAAGAGGGCGGAGUCGUCGAACAGCCUACGACGUCAUCUCGUCGAGCGAAGAAGCCCCUCCUGGCUCGAUCCAAGCUGCAACUGAAAACGUCACGGUCUUCUGAACGAGUAAAGACUUCGAAGGAUGUUACGCCUGCCGUGGCGACGUUCCGCACGAUCGAGACUGUGGAGAUAGCAGCGCUGGAUCCGUUAGUUGAAGUGAACUCCCACGACCUCCUCGUGCGCUGCUCGGAGAUCCGCCAGCACAAAGACAAACACGUCAAGGCGCUGGUAAUGCACCGCGAUCGGUUCCUCGAAAACGAAGCGGAGUGGACGCACAUGCGCCAAGACCCUAUCAACGUCGUCCGCCGGCAUCUUCGACGAAAGCUGUACCAAGACGUUCAGCAGGUUCAGAUCGGGAGCACGGAGUACUUUUACUCGCCCGUCUUCCAGUAG
This is a messenger RNA of Phytophthora sojae, 1905 nucleotides long. RefSeq lists its product as hypothetical. Lineage: Eukaryota; Oomycota; Peronosporomycetes; Peronosporales; Peronosporaceae. Bases 1 to 1905 code for a protein of 634 amino acids. The record is from RefSeq and is a predicted model, not a curated record. The transcript is spliced from 6 exons.